This is a messenger RNA of Phascolarctos cinereus (koala), 4965 nucleotides long. NCBI's taxonomy places the organism in Eukaryota, Metazoa, Chordata, Mammalia, Diprotodontia, Phascolarctidae. The record is from RefSeq and is a predicted model, not a curated record.
GUAGAAGGCACUAUGCUAGGUCUGCAGAUACAUAUGUAUGUAUGUAUAUUUAAAGAAUGUCGUGGGGACUCUCAAGGGUCAGUACAUUUCACGAUGUCCCAACAGUAACACUCUCCUUUUUGAGUCCUAUGCGACAGAAUCUGUACCUGUAAUUACCUGACUUUCACACACACAGUCUCAAAAGACUUAGUGUAGUUUAAGCUUAAUAUGGGGUUCCCCCGUACGGAUUAGAAGCGAUCUUCAACCCGAAUGGCAUUUCUAAAAACUAGGAUGCUACUUACUCCCGUCACUGCUUCCCCCCUGCAUUGGUUAGGAACCAAUGAACAAUGCAUUUCACUUUUACGAAGCGCCUUUGCCCAGGUAUAAUGACAACCCUUAUUUUGCCAAACGGUUGCCUGAGCCUUCAUGCUCUAGCUGCAGAAGCCAAGGCCAGUUUGUGCUGUUGCCAGGUCCUGCGAGGUGGCUUUAAGCCCUGUCUCCAUUCUCUUCAGAAGGGACCAGGGGCGGCAUUCUUGAGCCUGGAGGAAGUGACUUCCACUCUGACAAUUCACGUCCUUGCCCGAGCAAGGGAGUGAGCAUUGGGACGGUUCCAGAGCUGUCUCUCCUACUCCACCUGAGUCCCAGCGAGGAUGACAUCCGCAGCCUAGGGGUUUCUCUCUGCUGCUCUCCAAAGUCGGACUCUGCAGCCUUCUUGCGCUUUCGCUAACGCCUGGAGACGCCUAUGUAGUUUUCCUUGUAACCGCCUGUACCCAGCCAGUUCUGCUGGUGAGCUGCUGCGGGUGGUGUUGUAGCCGCGUCCUCUGGUCCUCAUCUUGUCCCACUGUCAAGGAAAAGGCGGCGGAGAGGAGCAGGGGACUUGAGCUGGCGGUGGCAGGCUGCGAGAAGUAGAGAGAGGAGGCGAGGUUAGAAGGACUAGCCGCGGUUCCUGCUUCAGUGCGAUCGGAGAAGACAGACCCACGGCUCUGGAGGAGCCAACCCAAGUCAAGAGCCUGGAGCCUGGAGCCGCGAUGUGGCCUAGACUGGCGCCAUGUGCCUGCGUCCCCGCGGGCUGCGGGGCGCACCCAGAUACCUUCUGACAGCAAGACAGCCCCAGUGUGAGAUGGAGAUAAUGUCUUGAGAGUUCAGUGUAUCUUUGUUGUCACCAUGUCUAUGAACACAUCCAAGCAGUCACCUUCUCCUGCUGCAGGGGUCCUUACCAACACCACGUGCCAAACUGAAAACAGGCUCUCAGUCUUUUUCUCCAUUGUCUUUAUGACAGUAGGAAUUCUCUCCAACAGCCUGGCCAUUGCCAUUCUCAUGAAGGCAUACCAGCGAUUUAGGCAGAAGUCUAAGGCAUCUUUCCUGCUCUUUGCCAGUGGCCUGGUGAUCACUGACCUUUUUGGCCACCUCAUCAAUGGAGCCAUAGCUGUGUUUGUCUAUGCCUCCAACAAGGACUGGAUUCGCUUUGAUCAGUCGAAUGUCCUAUGUAGCAUUUUUGGAAUAUGCAUGGUAUUCUUUGGGCUGUGCCCCCUUUUCCUGGGUAGUGUGAUGGCAGUAGAGAGAUGCAUCGGAGUCACCAAACCCAUAUUCCACUCCACGAAGAUGACAUCCAAGCAUGUGAAGAUGAUGCUGGCGGGUGUGUGCCUCUUUGCCAUCUUCAUUGCCGUGCUACCCAUCCUGGGGCUCCGAGCCUAUGAGAUCCAAGCAUCCCGGACCUGGUGUUUCUACAGAACUGAGCAUAUCCAAGACUGGGAAGACCGAUUUUAUAUCUUGCUCUUUUCUUUUCUGGGGCUGUUAGCCCUGGGCAUUUCAUUCUUGUGCAAUGCCAUCACAGGAAUCACGCUCCUGAGAGUCAAGUUCAAGAAUCAGCAGCACCGACAAGGCAGAUCUCAUCAUUUUGAAAUGAUCAUUCAGCUCUUGGCCAUCAUGUGUGUCUCUUGUGUUUGCUGGAGCCCGUUUCUGGUGACCAUGGCCAGCACUGGAAUCAAUGGAGGAGAGUCACUGGAAACCUGUGAGAGGGUCCUCUUUGCUCUCCGCAUGGCCACGUGGAAUCAGAUUUUGGAUCCCUGGGUGUACAUCUUGCUGAGGAGAGCUGUCCUCAAGAACCUCUACAAGGUCGCCCAGCAGUGCUGUGGAGCUCGAGCCAUCAUCAGCUUUCAUGCCUGGGAGCUCAGCUCCAUUAAGAAUUCCUUAAAGGUUGCAGCUAUUUCAGAGAGCCCCUCUACUGAGAAAACAAGCUCACAGCCACCCACCCUCAUGGGGCAAUGAGCCCAUGGAGGUGCAGUAAAGAUGAGAAGAGGCUGAGGCCAUUAUCCUGUUCAUCCGAUAAUUACAGCCUGCAGGUUUGAGGGCUGGGGCUGUCAUAGCUGACAUGGUUGUAUAUAGUCAUUGAAUUAACUGGAUAAUUGCAAAUCUUUGCUUUGCUUUGUGUAGACACAGCCUCAAGGCAAAGUGUGUGAUGAAAUGACAUGAGGGCCAUAGACUGAGGUCAACUUUGUGGUUGACUGUGUUGGUGACUAGGUGCAUUCUCCAAGGUUGACCCAGGAGCCCACAAAUGAGCACUUAGAUACCCUAUCUAGAGCUGAGCUGGAGGGGGGCUCAGAUACCAUCAUUAUACAGAUAAGGGAACCGGGGCCAAGGGAGCCUAUUGACUUACCUAGGACCACAUGGAACAAAAUGUGAAAGGUGGCCUGGGGAAUCCACAUGGCUCCAUCUGGCUGGCUGGUCCCCAGCUCUGUCAGGAGGCCCAUGAGGCACACUUGGUGGGUUGAUGUUGCUGCAUGUUUCUGGUCUGGUCUGAUCUCUCAGUGAUUGUGGAGGCCAUCCUAGGCCAAGUCACAGAAUUAUAGAAUUUCAGAGUGGGAAGGGGCCAUCUUGUAUGACCCAAACCUGAAAAGAAUCCCCAUUACAGGUUAGCUGGCAAGAGAUCCUUAGUCUGGAGACCUCUGGGCAGUCCAAGGUACUUCUGCCCCAGCCCAUUAAUUUCCUAUUCUGAGGUACGUUUAGGAUACAUGAACAUUGUGUGUGUGUGUAUGUGUGUAGUCAGUCUAUACAUUUCUUAACAGUCAGUGUACAAAACCUCAGAUUGGGCUUAUGGAGAUUAUCAACCUAAGAAGUAGGCACCAAAGCUGUAUCCAAUUGAAAUCUAUUCUGUAGGACUUUAUCGAGGACGUACUAUGUGCCAGAUACUGUGCUGGGAAGUGAGGAUAGACACCAAACUAGAACAGUCCCUGCCUUCAAGGUGGUAGGUGAGGGGAUGGGCAUGGACAUAACAUGUAUACAGGUGACUGAACCCAAAAGGUCCACAAAGUCUUUAUGGGUAGCAUGAACAAUGGGGUGCAUUGGGAAAUUUUGCGUAUCUUGUAGGAGGUAGCCUUUAUUCUGAGCCCUCACCAAUUUAGAUUUCUUUGGCAAGGCCUCUAUACCACCAGAGCUGGUUGGUUGCAGCCCUCCAAGGCCACCACCUAAAUGUGAUCUGUAUCAGUGGAUGGACUACUCACAUGGAGGAUAUCACAGUUCCUGGAAAUGGUCAAGUCAGGAAAUGAGAGUUGGUGGGCUUUCACUAGGGGAAUCACCAAAGAGGAGCUUUUCACCUGAAUGAUGUCGGGGGCAUCAGUCUUAUCCAGGGAAGCUAAAAUUGAAGGAGCAGCCCCAUUAAUGGUCACCCUUCAGAAUUUCCAUCCUGUCCAUGCAGGGCUCAGCAAUGUAAUUGAGUAAUAAUUAAUUUCAUUGAAAGCAUAGGGAAAUGUGGGACCUCAGAGCGUGCCAUGAUUAACUUCCUCAUUUUACAGAUGAGGAACUCAGGGCCGGAGAGGUUCAAUGACUGACUGUAUUAAGUAGCAAAGCAAAGCUUCAGAAGAGUUCCAUGAGUCCCAAGCUAGAUUUUCCCACCUUCCCAACAUUGUCUAGUGGAGUCAUGUUGAGUUCCCUUAGAAGCAUCACCUGAGUGAACAUCAGAGCUGCUGAUAGUUCCUUUCUCUCUGUGGAAGGUGGUGAUAUCUAGGUGGUUGUGUUUAAGAAGACCAGAUGAUAAGGAUUUGAUCCCAGUUGUACUAAGGGAGUGACCUAGAAAUCUGAGCUUCUGGGGCCCAUAAAUUGUCCAAGCAAUUUCUCAGCUGUGAGGCAUUUUCAGUGUUGGAUCUUGUGCUUGUCUUAGGAUAAAGACCUUAUGCAGAUUUCCACGACUCACCUGAGCCCCCCACAUAUUCAGUUUCAAAAUCUGAUGGCAAGUGCAGCCCACGUUGACCCCACUGUCUGCUUUGCUGUUUUCUGUUCCCAUUAGAAUAUAAGCCGCUGAAGGGCAGGGACUGCCUUAUUUGCCCACAUUUAAUCCCUAGUGUUCAAUACAUGGUAAAUGCUUAAUCAAUGUUUGAUCAUUUCAUUCAUUCAUUCAUUUGGAGAGACAGUUGGAUGGAAGCAAACCUGAAAUAUGAGCUUGCUUACAGGUAGAAAGUUACAUCUUCUCAUAGUCAGUGCAAAUAUGCCAAAUGGAACAUGCCUAAAGCUUAUGUUACCUCUCCAUGCAAUGUAGUAAGCAGUCUUGCCUGGUGCCUGUAUUUCCAAGUGUGUGGCUAUUAGAACUCCCAGGGAGGGUCUGCUUUUGGUACGAACAGAGUUGUUUUUGGUAAAAUCUGUCAAUGACUUUCUCUGCCACAUCAUUGCUGCUUCCCCUUAGGGAACUGGAUGGGAAGGAUGUAAAUAUUCUACAUAUCAUUGCUUAAUCCAUUAUUUGGGUGUCACAGUCCAAGGUAACAGCUGCCAAGUAAUGUGGGACACUUCCAAGUGACCAUCUGUUUACUCUGCCAUUGUAAUGGUGUGCUAAAUGCAUGCACUGCCUUGGACUUUAUGAAGUGAAUUAUCAUGUGUUCUCUGUCCUGGCUGACAUGUAGAAAAGGUUCCACAGUGAUGUGUAUAUUUGGUUGCUUGUAGUCUAUGUACCAGUAUAGUAAUGAAUGUAAUGCUUCAUUAAAUGUAAAAAUUUAAAUA